Mangifera indica (mango) is the source of this 815-nucleotide messenger RNA. Its product is annotated as monothiol glutaredoxin-S15, mitochondrial-like. The record is from RefSeq and is a predicted model, not a curated record. NCBI's taxonomy places the organism in Eukaryota, Viridiplantae, Streptophyta, Magnoliopsida, Sapindales, Anacardiaceae. The transcript is spliced from 7 exons. Bases 95 to 604 code for a protein of 169 amino acids.
AACCUAACCCAACUCUUUCAGUCAGUUUCAGGUUAUAAAAUCUUCCAUUGUUCAAAACCGAUGUGGAUGAAGAGUCCCUUCAAUUUAUAAAAACAUGGCGAGAUCUUUGUCUAACGUUAUCUUGAAGGGAAUCGCAGGUUACCCAGUUGGGCGUUCUGCUAGACUUGUAUCUGGACCCUUUCACAACAAUGGAAUGAAGUACUCCACUUCUCUGCCCGAUGAUCCAGACACACAUGAAGAUUUUAGAUCCACUAAUAAGGUUGAGAGCUCUGGUCCUUCUCUGAAGGAUGUUGUUGAGCAGGAUGUCAAAGAAAACCCAGUAAUGAUUUAUAUGAAAGGGAUUCCUGAGAAUCCUCAAUGUAAAUUCAGCGCAAUGGCUGUGCGAGUGCUGCAACAAUACAGUGUUCAUUUAAGUGCUAGAAAUAUUUUGGAGAAUGCCGAGCUUAAAGGUGCUGUAAAAGCCAUCAGCCACUGGCCUACAUUUCCUCAGAUUUUUAUCAAGGGAGAGUUUAUUGGAGGUUCAGAUAUAAUUCUCAAUAAGCACCAGAAUGGCGAGCUGAAAGAGAAGCUCAAAGAUAUUUUGGCGGAUCAGAAGCCAGAAUGAAUUGCUGUUGUUGAAUACCAAGUGUUGGGAUAGACCUAUUAGGUGUUUACUGUUAUCAUGCGUUAUUCUACUAGCUUUUUUUUAUUUUUUCCUCUUCUUAAAAUCCAUAACAGCUUCACGCGAAUACUUUGGCUGAUUUUAAUUUUCCACCCUUCAAAAUCUGCCGGAAUUCAAACUUAUUUAAUCUAUUAAUUGGAGGACAUUACUGCAA